Messenger RNA from Xenopus tropicalis (tropical clawed frog), 876 nucleotides. It is a transcript of the gene prhl1, whose product is annotated as proline-rich protein HaeIII subfamily 1-like. The transcript is spliced from 2 exons. NCBI's taxonomy places the organism in Eukaryota, Metazoa, Chordata, Amphibia, Anura, Pipidae. The record is from RefSeq and is a predicted model, not a curated record. Bases 1 to 876 code for a protein of 291 amino acids.
AUGGUGUUUAAUCCCUCAAAGACCCACCACCCAGCCACCAAAGGGCCCACCAGUACCCAACUCAAGGACCCACCACCCAGCCACCAAAGGGCCCACCAGUACCCAACUCAAGGACCCACCACCCAGCCACAAAAGGGCCCACCACUACCCAACUCAAGGACCCACCACCCAGCCACAAAAGGGCCCACCACUACCCAACUCAAGGACCCACCACCCAGCCACAAAAGGGCCCACCACUACCUAACUCAAGGACCCACCACCCAGCCACCAAAGGGCCCACCAGUAACCAACUCAAGGACCCACCACCCAGCCACCAAAAGGCCCACCAGUACCCAACUCAAGGACCCACCACCCAGCCAUCAUAGGGCCCACCAGUACCCAACUCAAGGACCCACCGCCCAGCCACCAAAAGGCCCACCAGUACCCAACUCCAGGACCCACCACCAAAGGGCCCACCAGUACCCAACUCAAGGACCCACCACCCAGCCACCAAAAGGCCCACCAGUACCCAACUCAAGGACCCACCGCCCAGCCACCAAAGGGCCCACUAGUACCCAACUCAAGGACCCACCACCCAGCCACAAAAGAGCCCACCAGUACCCAACUCAAGGACCCACCACCCAGCCACAAAAGGGCCCACCACUACCCAACUCAAGGACCCACCACCCAGCCACAAAAGGGCCCACCACUACCCAACUCAAGGACCCACCACAAAGCCACCAAAGAGCCCACCAGUACCCAACUCAAGGACCCACCACCCAGCCACCAAAGGGCCCACCAGUACCCAACUCAAGGACCCACCACGCAGCCACCAAAGGGCCCACCACUACCCAACUCAAGGACCCACCACCCAGCCACCAAAGGGCCCACCACUAG